Messenger RNA from Morone saxatilis (striped sea-bass), 1507 nucleotides. RefSeq names its product doublesex- and mab-3-related transcription factor A1-like. Gene Ontology annotation, cellular component: nucleus. Gene Ontology annotation, molecular function: RNA polymerase II cis-regulatory region sequence-specific DNA binding; DNA-binding transcription factor activity, RNA polymerase II-specific. Lineage: Eukaryota; Metazoa; Chordata; Actinopteri; Moronidae. Gene Ontology annotation, biological process: regulation of transcription by RNA polymerase II; sex differentiation. The record is from RefSeq and is a predicted model, not a curated record.
CCACAUCAGUUGAAGUACUGGACGACCUGAAAACUUUGUAUUCGCAUCCCCUCAGGUAAUGGACAGCAGGAUCAGACCGCUUGGCCUGGCCGGGCACACUGCCAACCCGCUCGGUGGCCUGCAGGUGCCCCCUUCCCUCCUGCGCCCUCCGCCUCUUUUCCUGCGGGCUUGCAACCCCUCGCUGGAGAGGGGAUACCCCCGCACCCCGAAGUGCGCCAGAUGCAGGAACCAUGGCGUGGUCUCCGCGCUAAAAGGCCACAAGCGCUUCUGCCGCUGGAGAGACUGCGUGUGCGCAAAGUGCACCCUGAUAGCGGAGAGGCAGCGGGUGAUGGCCGCGCAGGUGGCGCUGAGGAGGCAGCGNGAGGCCCGGGAGCUGCGGCUCUUGUACCCCGGCCCGGGGAUCGGUGGGGAAACAGGGAUCCCUCAGGGGUCACCCGUAGGCCCCGGGGUGCCAGCAGCUACCGGCAGCACUCCAGCAGCUCCCAGUUUUGAUGUUUUUGGAGCAGAGAACCAAAAAGAUGAUGACAAAUUGAGCAAGUACAACUUUUAUAACGGAUUCAUGGGUCGACCCCUGUUUGCACCCCACACCGUACGGCUGCCCUCUCCAAAUGACAAGAAGGAUCUGUCUCCAAACAAGGACAACUCCGCUUCAUCCACUGAUGACAGCGCGAGUCCAUCCCCGGUGUUUGAUCACACUGAGAGUCCACCGAGGUCGCUCUCCUCCUCGGAUCCGGAGUCAGGCAGCGAGUCAGAGAAACCCAAGGACUUCCCGAGCCUGGACCGGGACCCCACCGAUAUCAUGGCCAGGAUCUUCCCCCAUCAAAAACGAGACACCCUGGAGUCUAUGGUGAGAACGUGCAAAGGCGACAUUGUCAGAUCCAUUGAGCUGGCGCUGAGCUCCAAAGAGAACAAAAUUGACUCUGACUCUCUGUCUAAUCACCCACACGCACCCAGGCCUUCUGUUGGGUUGCCUGCAGCGCUCGGUGCUCUGGGGAACAAGUCUGCCUUCUCCCCGCUUCACAUGCCACCGACGGCAGCCGGGGGAGACAGUCUGUACGGGCUCAACCCUCGCCUCGGUGUCAGCCCCCUGCGGCUGGCCUAUUCCUCCGCAAACGGCGGCAUGGCAGGUUUUAUGUCUCCAUACAUGACAUCCGGACUGAUGCCAGUGUUUCCACUGCGUCCACCCUUGGACUCAUAUUCCUUCCCGGGCAUGAUCCGAGACCUGUCAUACCUUCAGAGCAAGGACUCACUAUGCAGCACAGGUCUCUAUGCACGACUCAACAGUGAAAAAUGACACUCCAAAAAAUAAAUAAAUAAAUAAAUGACACAUGCAAAAUGUUAUUAUUUUGUUAAUGUUAUUGUAAUAUGGCUUCCAGAUUUGCCUUUAAAUCUCCUUUCAAGUGCCUCAAACCCAGCUAAAGUGCUGGUUGAUAUCCAUGCAUUCUGACAAUUCCCUUUUAAAACUUUUUUUUAGAAUGUACAUGUUGUGUAAAGAUUGUUUAUUAUU